CGAGUAAAAUGUCUUUAAAAGACGAAUGAAAGGAGUCGUAAUGGUAAUAUGAAUUGUAAAAUUGUGAGGUAAGUACUAAUACUGAACAUUAUUACCGAAAUUAUGACUGUAUAAUACCUACUUAAUACUUAUUCAUUAUUUUUUAUAAUUAUUUUUUUCUUAUCGAAUUAAAAAAAAAAAAAAAAUAGUGAGGAUACAACUAUCAAUAAGCAGCCAACAGAUGUAUUUUUUGAAUCGUCCACAACUGGAGCUGCAGAUGGAUCACUUCCAGGACCAUCAUUUGAAAUAUACAAUACUCUAAUGUCUGAUGAUUUAUUCAGUGAGCAAUCAACAAAUAUUAUUGCUGAUUCUCCUACAUUAGAACCAGAUGAUAAAUCUCUUCCAGGACUAUCGUUUGAAAUAACUAAUACUCCCGAAACAGCAACAGAAGUAUGUUCUUUGGGUCGUCGAAUAGUGGACAUAUUCUACGUAUUUGAACAAAUUAAAAAAUGUAUCCACGAAGGGGGUUUCGGAUGUACAUUCAUGGAUAUGGAGUUUGUACGUGAAAUACGUUUUGGUCUAAGGUCGCAAUUUCUCUUUACAUGUAAAAUGUGUAAAAUCAACAUAAAAAUUGAGUCUGAAAAAAAAGUCCCAGCGACAUAUUUGCCUGUAAAUUUAGCUGCAAUCAGUGGCUCAAUAUCUAUCGGAAUAGGAUAUUCACAACUUGAGGAAAUAUUAGCUUCCACCGAUAUUCCAUGUAUGAGCAGCAGUACAUUUUUAUCUGGUCAAGAAGAAAUCAGUGACAAAAUUCAUUGUAUUGCGCAAGAAGCAAUGAGAUUAGCCGGUGAAGAAGAAAGGCGAUUAGCGAUCGAAGAAAAUGAAUUAGAUAUAGAUGGUAUACCCAUGUGCACAGUUGUAGCUGACGGUCAGUGGUCCAAACGUAGCUACAAAACUAAGUAUGAUGCUUUGUCUGGCGUGGUAAAUACAAUAAUUCUGCGUUAUACCUACUUUUAAUAAAAAUAAUUCAAAAGUAAUUUAUUUUAAAGUAAUUACCUACUAUUGUGUUUUUACAAUUUUCAG
Acyrthosiphon pisum (pea aphid) is the source of this 1059-nucleotide messenger RNA. RefSeq lists its product as uncharacterized. The record is from RefSeq and is a predicted model, not a curated record. NCBI's taxonomy places the organism in Eukaryota, Metazoa, Arthropoda, Insecta, Hemiptera, Aphididae. Bases 301 to 993 code for a protein of 230 amino acids. The transcript has 2 exons.